Spizellomyces punctatus DAOM BR117 is the source of this 2731-nucleotide messenger RNA. RefSeq lists its product as uncharacterized. The transcript has 7 exons. The record is from RefSeq and is a predicted model, not a curated record. The coding region runs from base 1 to 2646 and encodes 881 amino acids. NCBI's taxonomy places the organism in Eukaryota, Fungi, Chytridiomycota, Chytridiomycetes, Spizellomycetales, Spizellomycetaceae.
AUGACAAAGAGCAGACGAGCCAGGAGUUUGGAGAGUGUCAGUCCAUUGCCAGACUUUGCAAAGCAAAAAACAUCGAGAGACAGUUUAGCCCACCACAAAACGGAGAACUUGAAAGCAACAAAAGAUUCUGGGAGAGGAAAAGAACUCAUAGGCGAUCUUCUUGACGUUAAUAAUGACUGGCUGCAAGGUGAACGCUGGAGCUAUUAUUCCGGCACAGGAGCACGGUGGCAGUUUCGCGCAAGUGCGGUAGCAGAAAAGCGGUAUAGUCGCCUAGUGGAGCAUCUCAACAGAUUUAUUCGCCUUCAUAUCAUCUCUUCCGCAGAGCCACUGACGGUCAUCGUCGAUGCCCAGGAGACUAUUGAAGACCUGGCCCAGCGUAUCGAAGUCGAGCUAUUUGCGAGAGCCUUAGAAUCGUCAGAUGGUGACUUGGAUUUGACACCAUUUGAAUGCUGCCUUUUGUACGAUACGAAUAUGAUUGCCCUGAACUUUAGCGAUCGCAUCGAGGACGUUCUAGGACACGACGAGGAUGUUCAUGUAAUGACAGUAACGGAAUGUGAGCAAGCCGAGCCAGCCGACAAUGUGGAGGCAGUAGCAGAUACCAAGCAAACGAUUGGUCCAACCGAACGAAGACCUUCGACACAUCAUGCCCGCAAUUUUGAAACUGCCAAGACGCGCACAAAGCAUUUAUCAAUGGACGAAAAGCUACAAAACGUUUUGCACCACAAAGUUGGUUUGGAGCGAUUUGUUCAGUUCUGUGCAUCAGACCAUACCCUGGAAAAAUUGCUAUUUUGGAUUGAUGUGGAGAUAUUGCAAGAUGUGCCUCUGGAAUAUGUUGGUCCUUACGGCCGUUAUAUUUUCAUGACAUAUAUUAACGACGGAUGUCCUCUCCCUGUCAAUCUUCGACCACAAGCAAAGUUGGACGUUACGAGAUCAAUGGCCGCAGUGACAAGGGCAACGUUUGACGAGUGCCAAGAAAUGGUUUACAAUUCUUUGAAAGGGCAAAGCUUUGGAAGGUUCGUAAAGCAUCAGCUGUACAUGGAGUAUAAUGAGCAAAGACUAGCUGGUGGACCAGGUUAUAAAAUGGGGUUUCUUCACGCAUCCUAUUUUGAAAUGGCUCCUCCAGAUUGGGAGUUGGUUCAGCAGCUGAUUUCAACGUUGGAAAACCCAGCACUUCAAAACCAGAAUACAUUCACCUCCUUUUUUCCACCCAGCGAUGGCUCGAUGCCUUUUCAGGUGCAAGUCUUGACAGUAAUCCUGCGACACUAUUUUCCUCACAUGAGUACCCCUGCAACGUACUUUCGUGACGCGCAAUACGCGUCAGCUGCCAAGCGUAAGAGCAGAAUAAACAAAGACAAGAAAUUGACAAAGUUCUUUGGUGCUCGCCCCUCUGGAGAUCAAAUCCACCGACAGUUGGCGAAAGCAAAUCCGCGAGUCGAGUUAGGGCAUGAAGAGGUUGAAGAUGCAAAGCAGGAAAACCCGGAGGAAGCGAUUGUUCCUGAAAGCAUAUUCAAGAAGCGUAGAUUUUCAAAACUACACAACUUUUUUGGAGAAAACUUACCAAAGCCGCAGCUAAAGGCACAGAAUCUGGCAACACGUCAGGAUUCUGUUGCCAGCCUUCAAGGGAACGAACGCAAAAUCACCGGUCGGACUCGUAGUCACACUAUUCAUUCAUAUACCCCACCACUACCUCGCCGAAAUCAGAAUGAGCUGGAUCCAACUGAGAAAAAGCGGCUAGUGAAACAAAAACUGAAAAUCAAGGCGGUACUUGGAACGCCUAUAGGCGAGGUUCUUUGUCCAAACCCGCUACUCCGAAGAAGAUCUUACAGCAUCGACUCAUUGCUACUAGCAUCAAAAACAGACGUUACAUCUGCAGGUGUACAGCUUUCGGAGAGGAAAGCGCGAAGCGAAACGGCAGUUGCUUCAGCCGACGGUUCCAAAGUGCGAUUACAUAGCAAGACGGCAACGAACUGUCAUCUGAGUUCUCAAGAAAGUAAUCACUCCAUUACACGUGGCUCUGAAUUGCUGGAAGACAAUGAUAGAUCUCGUCGUAGGAAGAGGGUACAAAAGCUUCUGGCACUUUUAGGCGAGGGUUUGCCGGCAGCAACCGUAAACGAUGCCGCAUCAUCCGUGAGGCCAAAGUCACCAGUUACUCUAUCACCAGAAGUGCGCCAAGAGCAUGUGAGGAGAAACAGCAAAUUAGAGCGAGUGUUUGGCAAGGUUCCACCCAGUAAUUUAGUCGCCGGAAAUCCCCUCUUUGAUCCGCACUCUGCAGCGAGUUCUCACCAGAGGGCCAUCCGAGGACUCAGCAUGUUCAUCCAGAACGAGAACGGCGUCGUGGAUUUGAUGGAAAAAAUGGCAGCAUUUGACGAAAGCCCACACCCGGGAAGUUCUGAAGAGGACAUGGGUUCUGAAGUAGAGAGAACAAAAAAGAGAAAGCAACUCAGCAAACUCCAAAAAUUCUUUGGCGAUGACUUUGCCGGCAUGACAUUUAUGCUGGAACAUGCAAUAGAAUCCCAAAUAGAAAACCCUGAGGAGCUCUGCCAGCUUCGCGCUGAGUUAAAACAGCUGCGGGUAGAGCUAAGUAAAAGAAAUGAAGAGAUUAGAAAGGGUCUGGAUACGUGGAGAAAGUCAUUCAUAGCUGAGUAGAUGAGAUGUCUGUCUCGGCCAAAACUGUACCUGAUCACAAGAUCCUAUGUAUUUACAUGUUUAAUAGGUAUUGAUUUAUGUUAAG